Paramecium sonneborni is the source of this 640-nucleotide messenger RNA. Lineage: Eukaryota; Ciliophora; Oligohymenophorea; Peniculida; Parameciidae. The record is from the annotation of a GenBank genome assembly.
AUGCAUACAGUAUUCUAAACUUUUCAGCAUAAAAUAUCCUUGUCUGUUUCAGUUAUUAAACAAUCUACUCCUUAAAUAUUGUUUGGCAUAAGUCUACUUUCUUGCUUAUACCUUUUAAAUAAAUAAUAUAAAGAGGAGAAAUAACCUGAACCUGAAAAGCCAGAAAAAAAAAUAAAAAAAAAAGCAUCAAGUUAAAAAAAUCUGGAUGAAAAUAAUCCUCAAUAUAUAGAUGUUAUAUAAGACCUGGUAUGAAUAGUUUAAUUUAAAAGAAAAAAAGCUAAAAGAAAUUAAAUAAAAAAAUUAACAAACAAUUUGAUGAUUCAAUAGACAACACUGAAGAAAACAUUCCAAGAUCACCUGAUUAUAGUGUAGUUUCAGAAAUUGAUCAAAAAUAUUUUUUAGAGUUGAUUUAAAAUUAAAAAAAAACUAAAAGAGCAUACCAAACUGAUUGUGAAUCAACACCUAUCAUAUCAUUAAGAGGGUAUGUUUCAUAAAAAAUUUUAGAUUUAAAAGAAAUUAAUAAAUAAUAGGAGAAGAAGAUAAAAAAGGAGAAGAUAGAUUAUUUUAUAUUUUGAAAUAACGUGUCAUCGAAUAAGAAGAUAGAGAAAAUGAAGUUGAUGAAGAUGAAGAUGAUUAUUGA